AUGAGGGCGAUAAUCGCACCAGAUCGUGCACUGGCUAUUCAGCAGCUCAUUCAAAGUUGGAGCACCUCGCCCUCUCAAGGCAUUUCAGAAGAUGUUGGGCCUCAUGGCCUCUGCGUCUCCGGUACUUCAGCUAGGCCUGCUUCGCAUACGGCCCCUUCAGUACUGGCUGAAACCACGGGUUCCGUCCCACGCCUGGCGUCAUGGACGCAUGCGUGUCAAGGAACGGUGGAGGAAGGCCAUCUGAAGGAACUGCAUGCUGCAUCUGGAAAUGACAUGGGUGGACAGAGAGUAGAUGGGAACAUCAUCUCAUUUCUAAAAGAUAUAUUCUCUGAGGAAACAUUUGAUAAAUUUGAGCAAGAACACCCCACUGAACUACUCAAAUUAAAGUGUGACAUUGCUAAUUUAAAAUCUUACGACACAGAUGUGACCAUUUGGUGCCCGUUAAACUUGAAAGAAAUUGCCAGUCAAAGACAGAGCAUGGAAUGUUAUUUUGAAGGUGUUCGUGGAGUAAAAUGGGAAGAUGGUGCAAUCAUGAUUGAAAAACAACAAUUGAGGAGGUUUUUUGAUAACAGUCUCAGGGCAAUCGAAAACAACAUUAAACAGAUUGUGAAAAACACAGAGCUGAGGAUUGAGUACAUGCUAUUAGUUGGAGGAUAUUCUCAAAGUCCAACUCUGCUAGAAUUUAUGAAGAAGCACUUUGGCUCUAGACACAAAAUUCUCUGCCCUGAUGAACCCCAGGUAGCAAUAUUAAAGGGAGCAAUCAUAUAUGGCAAAAAACCUACAGUGGUGAAAUCACGCAUCAGUACUCUAACAUAUGGGUUUGCUACAAGUAUAACCUUUAAUGAAUCCGUUCACAAAGGCAAGAGUAAAUAUGUUAACAGCCUAGGAGACGAGUACUGUGAUGUCGUCUUUGAAAAGCUUGUUAGCAAAGGAGAGUCGGUUCUCUGUGAUGAGCUUCGAGUAUUCACCCGUUGGCCAGUAGACCCCACACAAACAGCAAUGAGAUUCAGAUUUUACAGCACUAAAAGACAAAAUGUCAAGUUUGUGGAUGAUUGGGGGGUGGAGUGUAUUGGAUCGCUCUCAGUUGGUAUGCCAAAUACUGACAAGGGCAUGAGUCGUAAGGUCAGGUUAGAAGUAAAGUUUGGCUCUACUGAAAUGAAGGCAACUGCAACUGAUUUGGAAGAUUUUAAAACUAAAUCAGUCACAUUUGACUUCAUGAGCAAGUAG
Sinocyclocheilus rhinocerous is the source of this 1227-nucleotide messenger RNA. Its product is annotated as heat shock 70 kDa protein 12A-like. Bases 1 to 1227 code for a protein of 408 amino acids. The transcript has 2 exons. Gene Ontology annotation, molecular function: ATP-dependent protein folding chaperone; ATP binding. The record is from RefSeq and is a predicted model, not a curated record. NCBI's taxonomy places the organism in Eukaryota, Metazoa, Chordata, Actinopteri, Cypriniformes, Cyprinidae.